UCAUUUGUUUUGUUCUUACAAAGGGAUACAAAAUUUGAAUUUAGUGGGGGUCAAUACAAUACUGAAAACCGGAAGAGUUUCCGUUCCCGCCGGAGUCCUCCAUUUUCUCUCUAAUAAAUGCAAGUAACAAACAUGCAAGCACUGAGAGCUCUCCAUUUCCAAAAACACUUGCUCAAUCUCCCUCCAACAACCUCUCUUUCAUCUCUCCGUUUCACUGUUAUAUGCAACUCGCGCCAGUUCCACUCCACUCGCCGGCAACACUUUCCUAAUCAGCCCACAGCUCUCACAGACGACGCCGUACAAGGCUGGACCGCUCCUUCAGCAGCUCGAGAAAACCCUAGUGGUGAUAAUCUUCCGCAAAGGGAGUCUAAAGCGAGUGCAAAUUACUCCAACGUUUUGGGUUCAAAAGGUAGGGUUUAUCAGGUUAUAGGGAAUGGGAACAAGAAGAAGGGAAAAGGGAAGAGUAAAACAGUGUGGGUGUGUUCUGAUUGUGGGUAUGAUGACGGGCAGUGGUGGGGGAUAUGUAAGCAGUGUAAUGGGGUUAAUACUAUGAAGCGGUUUUCUGAAGGGGUAGAGCGUCUCACGAGUGGGUUUGAGGUUUCAGAGAAUGUGACAAGGUCGUGGCUGCCUCAUCAGUCUGUUAGAGCUAUGCCAACGAAAUUGACGGAUGUGAAUAAGGGAAUUAAUCAAUCGAAUUGGCGAAUACCUCUGUCUGGCCUUUUUGGAGCUGAAGUGGGAAGAGUACUUGGUGGUGGUCUUGUGCCAGGUUGCUUAGUUUUAGUUGGCGGUGAUCCAGGUGUUGGUAAGAGCACGUUACUGUUACAGAUUGCAGCCAUAGUUGCAGAGGGGUGUGAUAUGGGGGGACCAGCACCAGUUCUCUAUGUGUCUGGUGAAGAGAGUGUUGAGCAAAUUGGGAACAGAGCUGAUCGGAUGAGAAUCGGGACGGAUGAACUAUUUUUAUAUGCAAGUACAGAUGUUGAGGAUAUUCUGGAAAAGACCCAAACUCUCUCACUGCGAGCUUUGGUAAUUGAUUCCAUACAGACAGUUUAUCUGAGAGGAGUAACUGGAAGUGCAGGAGGUCUAUCGCAGGUAAAAGAAUGCACAGAAGCAUUGCUGCGGUUUGCCAAGAAGACCAAUAUCCCUGUGUUUCUGAUUGGACAUGUGACUAAAUCUGGAGAAAUAGCUGGUCCUCGCGUCUUGGAGCACAUAGUUGAUGUUGUUCUUUAUAUGGAAGGAGAGAAGUAUUCAUCUCAUCGUUUACUUCGUUCAGUGAAGAAUCGAUUUGGAUCCACAGAUGAGCUUGGAGUGUUUGAAAUGUCGCAAUCAGGCUUGCAGGCUGUUUCAAACCCAAGUGAAAUGUUUCUAAGUGAGCAGCAGUCGGAUUCUGAAUUUCUGGCUGGAUUAGCUGUUACUGUAAUUAUGGAUGGAUCUCGAGCCUUUCUUAUUGAAAUUCAGGCAUUGUGUGUUGCUGGUUCAUCUGUCUCAAGACAAGUAAAUGGUGUUCAAGCAGGCAGAGCUGAGAUGAUAAUUUCAGUUCUUAUAAAGCAAGCUGGUCUCAAGCUACAAGAGAAUGGCGUUUUUCUCAAUGUUGUCAGCGGGGUUAGCCUGUCAGAGACUGCUGGUGAUCUUGCAGUAGCAGCAGCAAUUUGCAGCAGUUUUUUGGAAUUCCCUCUUCCUGUGGGCAUUGCAUUCAUUGGGGAAAUUGGCCUUGGCGGUGAAAUUCGUAUGGUACCAAGAAUGGACAAAAGGGUAAAUACAGUAGCGAAACUGGGAUACAAGAAAUGUAUAAUGCCUAAAUCAGCUGAAGCAUCAUUGUCAGCUUUAGAUCUCGGAGACACUGAGAUUGUAGCCUGCAGGAAUUUGAAAGAGAUGAUAAACGUUGUGUUCAGAAAACACUGAGCUUGUAGUGAGUUUUUUUUGUGUGUAAAUGGUUAUGCAAUCUACACAGAUAUCACUACUGUAUACUAUCUAGGUUGUGCCUUAUAUUUUUCGCGCAGCAUUAUGUCAUUUUGCAUUCAAUACUGUAUAUUAACAUGGACAAAUUGUCUUAAAGUUUAUUACCUAA
This is a messenger RNA of Solanum dulcamara, 2065 nucleotides long. RefSeq lists its product as uncharacterized. Gene Ontology annotation, molecular function: ATP-dependent DNA damage sensor activity; ATP binding; damaged DNA binding. Gene Ontology annotation, biological process: recombinational repair. Lineage: Eukaryota; Viridiplantae; Streptophyta; Magnoliopsida; Solanales; Solanaceae. The transcript is spliced from 15 exons. The record is from RefSeq and is a predicted model, not a curated record. Bases 118 to 1899 code for a protein of 593 amino acids.